UUACAGAUAAAGAAUUUAUUGAUUUAUUGAUAAUUGUCAUUAAUUUUAAGUCUAACCAUUUCUUUGAAAUACAGUGAAAACAUGAAGAUUUUUUUCUCUGUGAAUUUAUAGAUGUCUUUUAAAAUGGUGUAGCUAAUAUUGGUGAUGAACAAAACAGUUUUGAUUGUAUAUUAUCACUGAGUGGAAUACUGUAAAAUAAAUCACUGAGCAUAUGCAGUUGCAAAUAGAAACUCAGAUACUGAAAUCCCACUUGUCUCCCUAUGAGCAAGUUUACUAGCAGUUAACAAGCUACCCAACUUUUUGUACAAAAGGACGUGGAGGCCUAUUAAAAAUAUUCAUAUAGUAUAUUCAUAUGUGUUCAGAUAACAUGGUAUUUUUAAUUAGGUAAAGAUGUACCUACAUAUGUUACUGGGCCAUUAUAGUUUUUUGCACUACAAAAACAUAUUUAACAAAGCAUUAUUCUGUGUUGUUUUUUAAUAAUUUAAUAUGACAUGUUCUAGGGUGCAGGGGAACACUAAUAUGUGCAGUUUGUAAACCUUGCUUCAAAGAAAAAUCAGGAAACCACAGCCACAGAAAAAAAAAAAACAUCAUCCAAAUAUGUUGUUAACCUACUGCUGUUAUCUAUUGUGCUUUUAAAUAAAACAAUAAAAUUUUUAAUAAAAUUGUGAUUGCAUUUGCUGCAAUCACCUCUGCAGGUUUGUGGAUAUGUGGUUGUAGUUUUGAAUCUUUAGUUUCAACUGUUGAAGAUGAGCUUAUAGAACUCAUAAAUAUAGAGCUCAUAAAUUUAUGGUUAGGUUUGUCUAGUCAUAUAUAUUUGGGUGUUUUGUUAGUAACUAAUUCAGUGCAUUACUGAAAUAUAAAAUGUCUUUAAAUGUGUUCAGUGGAAUAGCUUGAUUUAUGGCUUGUGGAAAAUUGCAGACCUACAUAUAUCAAAAAGAGGACCUGCUGCUGCAUUUUGUGGUUGUGUCACAUGUGCAAGCUUGUGACAGAAUAGGUUUGCUUUGCCAGUCAGAUGAGCACAGAUGGCAAGCAGCACUGAGGUGGCAUUCUUUCAUACCACGAUGGAAAAUUUUAUAGAUGAUCUCAACUUUUCUGACUAUUACGAAUUAAAUGAUACAGUGACUCCAACAUCAGUCACUGCAGUGAAGGAGCAACUUCUCUCCAUGUCUCACAUCUAUCUUCCCAUUUUGUAUUUCAUCAUUUUCUUUGCUGGAUUCACUGGAAACCUGUUUGUCAUCAUAGUUAUUGGUAACAGGCACAAGAAGAAUGCACGUCUGGUAGACACAUUUGUGCUGAACCUUGCUCUAGCAGACCUGGUGUUUGUCUUCACUUUGCCCCUAUGGGCCGUCUCAGCUGGACAACAUGACCAGUGGCCCUUUGGGGAGCUGCUGUGCAAGAUCAGCAGCUAUAUCAUCGCAGUCAACCGCUUUUCCAACAUUUUCUUUCUCACGUGCAUGAGUGUGGAUCGCUACCUUGCCAUAGUGCGCCUCAUGGACUCCCACUUUCUCCGGAGCAGUAAAUGUAUACAUCUCACCUGUGGAGUGGUAUGGGGAUCGUCUCUAAUCCUGGGUACACCGUCACUGGUUUAUCGCAAGUUGACUGUUGAAAAUAGUUCUUGUAUAGAUGACCUGGAGUCCUCCUUCUUCCAAAGUAUGAUUCUGCUGACAGGCUUUCUGACCUUUGUGCUGCCUGUGUUGGUUAUCCUCCUGUGUUAUGGCUCGAUCAUGGUCAAACUGCGGCACCACUGUGUCACUGCCGGAAAUUCACGUGCUGAAGCCCGAUGUCGCCACUCUUUCAAAAUUGUUUUCACUAUCAUUAUAGUCUUUCUGGUAUCUUGGCUGCCCUACAAUGUGUUAAGAACAAUUCAAGUCAUCUGCAAGAUCAGUAAUAACAAGCUGGAUUAUGACACCUACAUAUAUUUGGCUAGAGGGCUCAUCAUCUCCUCCUGCCUGGCCUUCCUCAACAGUUGCCUGAAUCCAGUCAUUUACUUGUUCCUGGAUAAGCAUUUCAGACGCAGCGCAGCCGCACAGUGCAAGUUCUGCAUGGGCAAGGGGGAUAUACAGCAGAGUUACGUAUCCUCUAACUCAACUGCCUCAAAUGGUAUCUCAGAGAGCCUGGGAAGCACUGCAACCCGUGGCCGCGUCUUCUCCCUCACUCAGAAGAAAUGAACUCACUCAGCCACAUCUGUCCACAGGUUAUAGCUUUACAUGAUUUUAGCUUUAUUAUUAAAUACAGAAAUAUACUCAAAUGAAUUCUUAUUAUAUUAUUUUAUGAAUGCAUUAAUGGAUUACAUUUGCAGCAGGAUGUGUUAAUGCCAUUGUGUUUGUGGGGUAUUCUAAUUAAUUUUUAACAACACUUUCUUGACUUUUGUUUUUAAACAGAAAGGUACUCCUCAAAUAUGUGCCAUAAAAUAUUUUUCAGUAUUUUACUCCUGCUUUUCUAAAAUGGUAUAGAUUCAAAGAAGCCAAUUAUAUAUUUUAUGAAGUUGUCUACAGUGUCUUUAUUUGUGCUCUGGCUGUCUGUUUUGCUCAACAGCUUAUAUUCCAAUUGUUAGGAAUGAAAAUGCCCCCAACCAUUUCCUUUAGAUAAAUCAUUGCUCGAACUGUUUAUCAGUAAUUUCAACAUGCCAGAGAUCGAUUUUAAUAAAUGCAGAAAUGAAUGCAAUUGUACUACUUUCUAUGUUGUUCCCUUUUAUUAACAUAGUCAUAUACAUUUUUAAAAACUAAGAUUUUUUAAACUAUUAGAUUUAAAAAUAAACAUUACUCUUUUUUUAUUACUCUUAUAACUAUUUUAAAAUAGUAAACAUUACUCUUUAAUGCUUAAUGUGCACAUACUUCACAAUUAACAAAACAUAUAAACUACAGUAAUUUAAAUCCAUUAUUAUUUUUCCAUGCUCACUGAUGCAUUUUAUCCAUGUAAAAUGUAGAAUGUUUUUAUGUGUAUUUUUUGUGUAUUUCCUCUUUAAGUUCAACAAUUUCAGUGAUGUGUUUAUUUGUGCUCUGGAACCAUUAUGUAUUCUGGCAAUCUUGAGAAAUAAAGUCUAAAACUGUUAAAAAAAACCAAAAAACAAAAAAAAAACCAGUUAUU
This is a messenger RNA of Pangasianodon hypophthalmus (striped catfish), 3087 nucleotides long. RefSeq names its product G protein-coupled receptor 25 (gene gpr25). The transcript has a single exon. Gene Ontology annotation, molecular function: G protein-coupled receptor activity. Gene Ontology annotation, biological process: immune response; G protein-coupled receptor signaling pathway. The record is from RefSeq and is a predicted model, not a curated record. Gene Ontology annotation, cellular component: membrane. Lineage: Eukaryota; Metazoa; Chordata; Actinopteri; Siluriformes; Pangasiidae. The coding region runs from base 1023 to 2168 and encodes 381 amino acids.